AUGGCCGCUGCAACGUGGAUUACGAGAGUAGCAAAACGAACAACGUUUUUCCGCCCAAAGGAAACUAAAAAAUUACUCCACCUAGGGGCACUGCCUGAUGCACUAAGAGAGUUCAGAGUAAGUUCAAUUGAAUUAUUGUUGCUGUUGUUGUGUGUCUCAGUUUUUGGAUGCUGAUUACUCGUUAACUGUCGUCGCAGUUGUAUUCAACAGUUUCUGAACAAGCACCUAAACAUGAAUUUCAAGAAAAGCCGAGAUUUCCCGGCGCUGUGAAUGCGCAUUAUACCGAGAAAAUGGAUUUUGUUGUUCCUGAUGAUGGUCAAAUUAUCCCAGUGUAUCGAGUCAUGGAUCUUAAUGGAAACGUCUUGAAUGAAUCACACGAUCCUAAGGUACCAUGAUCAAAUAAUUAUAAGAUUAAGUGAACUUUGAACUGUAACUGUUAUUUACUAGUGAAAAUGUAAUGUAAGAAUUCAAAAACUUUUGACCCCUGUAUCUGGAGACAAAAAGUCGGCUUUGAGGAAACUUACCCGAUACGCAAGUACGUACCAGAAAAAUGUGCGACUUUAAAAAGAAGUGCCACAAUCUAUAAGGCACGGUCAUAAUUUGUUGAAACACUUUUGAAAAACACAAAAUGCACCAUUAGAAGUCUUUGUGGGGUACACGUAUUGCCGGCUUUCCUCAUCUCCCUAAUGUUUGUUUGAAGGGUUUUCUUGGGCAUAAAUGCUUUAGAAAUCAACAUUGUAGGCCAGAAAAGGCAGGGAGGGGAACAAAAUGCGUUAGAUUCAACGAUUAAGACCAGGAACGAAGCCGCUUUCAGAGCCAGUUUAACUCGUAAAAUGAAGGCACCAUUUAUUCAUCCAUUCUUGGAUCACUGUUUCUCUGCAUGAUUGGUUUUGUUGCGCACGAAAAGAGAACGUUCUCAUAGAAUAAAACCUGAUAGACUAGAGAAAGUUCAUUAUCAGUGUUUCUUAAGGCGAUAUGUUUGAGAGGCACAAUUAAUCGUGUUCUAAUCGUGCUCGAGUCCCGCUUUACCUAAGUAAAUGUCGAACAACGUUGUGAAGAUCGUGGUCACGCGAUAGUAGUAUGCAGUUGGCAUGGGUUUCCCUAUUACCACGAAUCCAUCAACUUUAUCUCGUUAUGGAUUAUUAUUGAUUGGUAUUAUUCUUGUCUGUGUUUUUCCCUAGCUGAAGAAAGAAACCGUACAAGAUAUGUACAAAAAGAUGAUCCUUUUUAAUACAAUGGAGCGUAUCCUAUAUGAGGCACAACGACAAGUAUGUUUAAUCCGAAUCCAUAUUACAUGGCCGCGCGAAGAUAUGAAAUUUCUCUUCGAGUGCGAACGAGUGAAAUAUUAUUUAAAACCCUAGAAGAGAAAUUUCGUAUCUCCAAGCGGCCAUGUAAUGUUUUAUUUAUUAUAUAAACACCAAUUAAUGCCAAACCAUGUGAAAGGAGCGAUUUAUUAUGUAGCCAUAGCAACGGCGAUCUUGUCAGGCGUGAAGAAAUCGUCUUUUUUUGGGAAAGCUUGCCUGGUAUUUCAUGGGUGUUUAUAUAAUUUAUACUACUACAUGAGAAAUUUCUGCAAUUUGAUUGGCUUAGAGCAGUGGUAUUUCAGCUUAAUUUGAAAUACCUACAUGUGAAAAUUACAAACCUUUUGCGGGUAGUAGUAUAAACAAAUAAUAGCAUGAUUUGUACGUGAUAUUUUGCAUAAAUACCAUUCGUGAUAUUUCAAAAUUGUCUCAAAUUUCACUCGCCCAACGGCUCGUGAAAUUACGUAUAACAAUUUUGAAAUAUCACUCGUGGUAUUUAUGCCAAAUAUCACUACAAAUCAUGCUAUUACCUAUACAAAUAUAUAUAUUGUAGGCGAUUGGCUUCCUUUCAAAAUAUCAGAAACUAAAACAUAUAAUUAUUACAAUUUUACCGACGCCCGGUUUGCUCGUUGGUAGAGUGCCGGUCUGCUAAAUAUGAGGCCGUGAGCUCGAACCCCAGCAGGAGCACCAAAAGGUCUUUAAAAAAAUUAGUAAUAACCAAUGGUUAGAGAGUGCGGGCGACAACGAUCGGAGGUCCAAAACGCUCUUGCUCGAGCGCUGUGCUUUGCGUAAGUUUGCAGGUGACAGAUGAUAAAACACGUGUGAUCAGAUUACGGUUGACAGAAGGUCCAAACGCGCCUGAUCAAAGUGCGUUCUGUGUGUAUUCCAUUCAUUCUUAGUUGGAGUCCAAACGAAUAGAUGGGACGCAUGCGUAAUAGCAACCUGGAGAUUAGGAUUGCGGGCUCCUCCUUUCUCCCGCAAAAACUGGUAAGACUAUGCUAGCCGCCAUUAAAACGCUUUUUUGAGGUCAGAUGAUAGUGUCAUUGCCCGGUGGCGUGAAACCAUUGGCCUUGUCUCCUUUAAAUAACCAUGCACAUCAGCUUGACACUGUUCGGAAAGUGUAGGGGACCUAGGCCCCGAUGUUAUGGUCUAUCCGACUUGUCCCUUCAUCAUCACUUGUCUGUGUGGGCGAGGUGCGGGCCCUGAGGGGAUCAAACAGGAACCGGCUUAAGCGGAUGCAGAAUGCGUCUUUAAACACGCUGUCGUCCAAUCUCACCUCUCCAGUUCCUAUGCUAUUCAGCCACUGGCUGGAAAGAGAGGACCACCGGCACCAUUUGCGUUUCCAUUUCAUAGGGACGGAUAUCAUUUUACAUGACAAACUAUGGUGAAGAAGGCACUCAUUUUGGUAGCGCGGCUGCUCUGUUGCCUGAAGAUGUAAUAUUCGCCCAGUACCGUGAGGCUGGUGUGCUGAUGUCAAGAGGCUUCACAAUAGACGAAUACAUGAGCCAGUGCUUUUCUAAUCGGAAUGAUAAUAGAAAAGGACGACAAAUGCCUGUUCAUUAUGGUUCGAAAGAUCUUAAUUUUGUUACUAUUUCAUCCCCCCUUGCUACUCAGAUGCCACAAGGUUAGUAAGUGUUAACUGUGUUAUGUUAAGGUUACCUUUGAAUUUCAAACAUCAGAUUGUAGAUUACUAGUAACAACAGUAUGAUGCAAGUUAAGGUUAAGAGAUACCUGAAAUUAAAUGAGAUUAGUCUGUGUACAGCUGCCCCUUAAAUGAGG
This is a messenger RNA of Porites lobata, 3080 nucleotides long. The record is from the annotation of a GenBank genome assembly. Lineage: Eukaryota; Metazoa; Cnidaria; Anthozoa; Scleractinia; Poritidae.